This is a messenger RNA of Suillus plorans, 2739 nucleotides long. Its product is annotated as exoribonuclease 2. The record is from RefSeq and is a predicted model, not a curated record. The coding region runs from base 1 to 2739 and encodes 912 amino acids. Gene Ontology annotation, cellular component: nucleus. The transcript is spliced from 20 exons. Gene Ontology annotation, biological process: nuclear-transcribed mRNA catabolic process. Gene Ontology annotation, molecular function: 5'-3' RNA exonuclease activity; zinc ion binding; RNA binding. NCBI's taxonomy places the organism in Eukaryota, Fungi, Basidiomycota, Agaricomycetes, Boletales, Suillaceae.
AUGGGCAUUCCCGCACUGUUCCGUUGGUUGAGCAAGAAAUAUCCGAAAAUUGUAUCAUCUGUCAUUGAAGCUGAGGAGGAAGUUCUCGAUGCAGCUGGAGAUCCUAUCAAACUUUCCGUUGACAUCACACAACCUAACCCCAAUGGUGAGGAAUUCGACAGCUUAUACCUGGAUAUGAACGGUAUCGUUCAUCCUUGUACUCAUCCCGAGGGCAAACCGGCUCCCGAAACGGAGGAGGAAAUGAUGCUUGAAAUUUUCAAAUACACUAACAGAGUGGUUAACAUGGUACGGCCGCGCAAACUUCUUUUCAUGGCUAUUGAUGGCGUUGCACCUCGUGCCAAGAUGAAUGAACAGCGAGGUAGACGGUUCAGGACUGCUCAAGUAGCAAAAGACAAGGCGGAAGCUCAUAAACUUGCUGUCGCUGAGUGGGAAGCUAUGGGUAAAAUUAUUACUGAUGACGAGAAAAAGAAGGAAUCUUGGGACUCUAACGCUAUCACACCCGGUACGCCGUUUAUGAACCUUUUAACAGCAUCGCUACGGUACUGGGUUGUGGAGAAGAUGAAUGCCGAUCCAGGGUGGAAAGACCUGCAAGUCAUUAUCUCGGAUGCAAGUGUGCCUGGAGAAGGAGAGCAUAAGAUUAUGGACUUCAUACGCAGACAACGCACAAAUCCCGGUCAUGAGCCUAAUACUCGACACGUAAUUUAUGGUUUGGAUGCUGAUUUCAUCAUGCUCGCCCUCGCGACCCAUGAACCAUAUUUCCGAGACAAAGGUUCCGGGUGCCGAAUGUGUGGACAAGAAGGUCACUAUGCCGCUCAAUGUACAGCACUGAAAUCAGAGAUUGAAAAGCCUCCUCCACCGGAAAAAAAACCGUUCAUUUUCCUCGAUAUCGCCAUUCUGCGCGAGUAUCUGGAAUCCGAGUUGAAUGUGAACAAUACGCCCUUCCCUUUUGAUUUGGAACAGGCUAUUGAUGACUGGGUGUUACUGAUAUUCUUUGUCGGCAACGAUUUCUUGCCGCAUUUGCCGUCACUUGAGAUUCGCGAAGGAGCGAUUGAUACUCUCUUGAGGAUCUGGAAGAUGGAGUUGCCCAGAAUGGGUGGAUAUCUGACGAACCACGGUCAACUAGUGCUUAGUCGUGUGCAGAUUAUAUUAGAGGGACUGGCACGACGAGAAGAUGAGAUUUCCUUCGCCGUUCCGUCUGCGAAACUUGGUCUGACUGCAUCCACUACAUCAUUAUCAUCUCUUCCUCAACGUGCAGAUAAUGCUUUUGCUGCCAAGGCCGACUCUAUUGGUCUCGGAGCGCCGCGUAAUGCUCAGUCUCUUGAAGUCGCUCCAGUUUCAGCGCAAGCACUGGCUGGUUCGAAUCGUGAUGUAGUUGCCAAUCGAGCUGCUAUACGGAUGGCGAACAUGAGUGCUGCAGAGAUGCUCAAGGCUGAGCUAUCUGGACUCAUUCCUGUGAAACAAAGUGCUUCUGCUCCUAAACCUGAGCCGGUUGUUCCUACUCCUCCACCCAAAACAGACGCUGAGCUUAUGGAUGGCGGAGAUAUUCCGACACUUGAAUUUGUCGAUGAUGGGGCUGCUGAUGAGCCUGUAACACCUGUCGCUGGUGUCAAGCGGAAGCUCGAAGAUAUCGAGGGAGAGGAUACCGAUGACGUGGCUGGCAUUGAUGAGGAGUCGUCUGAAGAUAACGAAGAUGCGUCUUACGCCCUGGUAGUCAGGCCGAUGGCUCAGUUGAGCAGGCCGAUAACAUUGUAUGAACCCGGGUAUAAGAAGCGAUACUAUCAGCAAAAGUUUGGCAUAUCAGAAAAUGAUAAUGAUUUCGUAGAAAGUGGGCACUUUUGUUAUCGAUUUCUGCACAAACUGGCUGACUCUGCUGUGCAAAGGCUAACAAAGCACUAUGUAGAAGGUAUCGCGUGGGUUCUGCAUUACUACUGUCAAGGGAACCCCUCAUGGCAAUGGUAUUAUCCAUAUCAUUUUGCACCUUUCGCGUCGGACUUCGAAGGUUUGGAAAACAUGCAAAUCGACUUUACUCUCGGACAGCCAUUCAAACCGUACGAGCAACUUAUGGGUGUUUUUCCCCCUGCUAGUCGCAAGCACAUACCUGAAGUCUUCCACGAUCUCAUGACAAACGAAGAAUCUCCGAUUCAUGAUUUCUACCCAUCGACUUUCCAGAUCGAUAUGAAUGGGAAGAAGAUGUCUGGCAAGGGAUUGUAUGGUAAGCGCAAGGAGAAAGAGCCCCAACCCAUGCCUACCAACCUGUCCAAGGGCAUUAGCGGUAAUAUCAAAAAUGAUCGUUGUCUCUCCGCGUUAUACUUCUUCCCAAAGCAACUCUCUCCCCAUCGAUCGAUGUUUCUUCCAGGUUAUAAACCUGCGAGACAGCUCACUGGCGAGGAUCUAGCUCGGAGGGGCCGAGGACAUGGCAGAGGGGGCGGUAUGGAUCGCGGCGGUCGCGGACGAGGUGGUUCUACGUCCUUAUUAACCGCUCAUCAACCGUAUGGCCGUGGAGGCUACUCUGGUGGGUACGGUGGCAGCAGUGGAGGGUAUGGUGGACAGCGAACAGUGGUACGGGGGCUACGGUGGCAGGCAAGCCGAGGUGGCUAUGGUGGUUCAGGAGGACAAGACAACAGCGGCAGUUACAUGGGUUAUGGAAACCAGAAUGGCGGACAGGCUCGUGGUGGCUAUGGAGGUGGCUACAAUGGAGGAGGUUACAGAACCUUCGAGGGGCCGAGCCGAGGAUUCUAG